Messenger RNA from Oppia nitens, 1218 nucleotides. RefSeq names its product 2-Hydroxyacid oxidase 1-like (gene Hao). NCBI's taxonomy places the organism in Eukaryota, Metazoa, Arthropoda, Arachnida, Sarcoptiformes, Oppiidae. The transcript has 6 exons. Gene Ontology annotation, molecular function: FMN binding; oxidoreductase activity. The record is from RefSeq and is a predicted model, not a curated record. The coding region runs from base 76 to 1218 and encodes 380 amino acids.
UUAUUAAUUUUUAAACAACAACACUAAUAAUACAAUCAACACCAACAACAACAACAACUAAUUAUAUAAAAAAAAAUGAAACCUCAAGUAGUCUGUAUUGACGACAUUGAACGGUACGCAUUGGACAACCUAAACAAAUCGGUUGCCGAUUACUACCGGAGCGGUGCUAACGAUGAGCAAACAUUGGCCGAAAAUCGUCGGGCAUUUGCCAGACUUAGGAUUCGGCCCCGAUUUUUGCGGGAUGUUAGCCAACGGUCGCUGAGGACAACCGUUUUAGGUCAACCCAUAGCUGCGCCAGUGUGUGCAUCGCCGUCGGCAAUGCAAAAAAUGGCUCAUCCAAUGGGAGAGUUAGCCACUGCUAAAGCGUGCGAAACAAUGGACACAAUUAUGAUAUUGAGUACAAUAUCGACAUCAAGUAUUGAAGAGGUGGCCGCCGAGGCCAGUGUAGCGAUGAAAUGGUUUCAAUUGUACAUCUAUAGGGACCGGGAGGUUACCCGACAGCUGGUCGAACGGGCCGAACGAUCGGGUUUCGGUGCACUCGUACUGACCGUCGAUACGCCAAUGUUUGGCCAUCGAUUGGCCGAUUCGCGUAACGGUUUUUGUUUGCCGCCACACUUGCGUAUGGCCAACUUUGUGGCCGGUGCUCAGGCAUCGGAUGCCAUACAAAACCGGCCAACAGAUGGCCAGUCAGGACUGAGUGAAUACGCACAGUCGCUGUUUGAUCCGUCCAUUGAAUGGAAAGACCUUCGGUGGCUCCGGUCGAUCACCCGAUUGCCUAUAGUAGUCAAAGGUGUACUAACACGAGAGGAUGCACUGUUAGCCCUGAAAUAUGGUUGUUCAGCUAUACUAGUUUCAAAUCACGGUGCCCGACAAUUGGAUGGUGUUCCCGCAACUAUUGAGGCACUGCCUGAAGUGGUAAAGGCUGUACAAAAUAGAUGCGAAGUCUAUUUGGAUGGUGGGGUACGAACCGGAACCGAUGUCCUUAAAGCACUGGCAUUGGGUGCCAGAGCCGUAUUUAUUGGACGUCCUAUACUAUGGGGACUGGCCUAUGAUGGUCAAUCUGGUGUGGAAAAAGUAUUUUCAAUACUCAAGCAGGAACUGGAUAUGGCAAUGGCACUGUCAGGUUUAUCUACCGUUACCGAUAUAGCUAACCAAUCAACAACAUCAUCAUCGUCACCAUUGGUAGUAUCAGAAAAUUAUUAUAGAUCACAAUUGUAA